This is a messenger RNA of Episyrphus balteatus (marmalade hoverfly), 1397 nucleotides long. RefSeq lists its product as uncharacterized. NCBI's taxonomy places the organism in Eukaryota, Metazoa, Arthropoda, Insecta, Diptera, Syrphidae. The transcript has 4 exons. The record is from RefSeq and is a predicted model, not a curated record. The coding region runs from base 263 to 808 and encodes 181 amino acids. Gene Ontology annotation, biological process: sleep; regulation of synaptic transmission, cholinergic; positive regulation of voltage-gated potassium channel activity.
ACAGAGAAUUCAUUUCUCUACCAAGGAGUCACAGUAUAACACUCGGAUUUUCCUCCGCAAGUGUUUAGUCGGUGUGACCAAGUGAAACGGUUCGAAACAAAGUGGAAAUAUAGUUCCUUCUACUACGAAUUACUUACCGUUAUUAUAUUGGGAUGCAGUGUUAAAUCUUCUUUAAAAAAUUAAAAAAAAAAAAUUUUAACAACAAAAAAUAAAAUAAAUAAAAAAACACCCAGUAAAAAAGGAAAAUACAAAUUGUUGAAGAAUGUCUUGGAAAUUUCAUACGAAUAAGUUUUUAUUUUCCAAAGAAAUUAUUUUGGUCCUGAUGAUGGUGUUCAUUCAGUCCGGAUAUGGAAUUCUUUGUUAUGUUUGUGAUUCAAGUGUUAAUCCUGGAUGUACAAAUUUAAAGACGAAUUCUAGCAUCGUUCCGGAGACUUGUACUUUGGAAAAAAUGAAAUCAACCAAUUCAUGGCUCUUAAAUUUAAACAAAAUUGCAUACUUUGAAAGCUCCCUGAGAACGAUUCCAACAAUGUUUUGUCAAAAAGUUGUUGCUAAACAAACUAUGGACAGUCCACCAGUAACAGCAAGAUUUUGUCAAUUGGACACACGUGACACUGAUGUCUGUUCAAUUUUACGCGAUCACAUUUCGAAAAAAGGCAAUGGAAAUAGUAUUGCAGAGGACUCAAAGGAUGCUAUCCUCUUGGAAUGUUCCAUUUGUAAAACAGACAAAUGCAAUGGUUCUCAAAGGAUAGGAAUCUUAACAAUGUUCAGUUGCCUUUUAAUUGCGAGCAUCUUGAAGUAUUUUGGAUAAUCUAUACUAGAAUGGGAGUAAAAAUAAUGUUUUGUAAAUAUUGAAUAAGUGUAUUUUAUGAUAUAAAUGUAUAAUAAAUUAAGACAAGUUAAAUUUUACUUGCGAAUAAUACAUUUUUAUGCUGAAUUGUAAGCUUCAUAAUACACGUCAUGAUUUCACCUUGCGGAACCCAAUUUCUUUUCAUUUUUUUACCAAAUUCAUACAAACUACUCUUGGCUCUUCAACAAAAUUGAUAUUUCAUAAUCCACUUUUUGUAUAGUUAAGAAAACAUUCAACACAAAAACCUGAAACAUUAAAAAAAAACUAUGAGUGUUAUACUGUAAAUCACCCACCACGUUAAAUAUUAUUUGUUAUAGUAUAAUUCAUCAUUUCUUAUACAAAAAAAAAAAAAAAAAAAAAAACUAAAAGUACUAAAAUGUUUAUUAAUAGAACGCAAAGUUUUAAAAUUUGCCAAUUGUGCAUUAAAAAAUAAAAAGCAUUCACACUGCAUUUUAAGCGUUAUGAUCGAUAUAAAAAAAAAUAUUAAUAUAUAAUUUAGAUAUAUAAUAAUAUAAAUACAAUAUAUAAAUAUAUAUAAAACGCAUUAAGA